AUGUCGCGGCGUUCGUGGCGCGUACGCCGCAACGGUUAUCAGCCAGACAGCUGCGCGGCUGAUCCCAUCGCCGCAGAAGUCGCCGAGCUGGAGAGGAUACCCCGUCAAGGGAAGGUGGAACGGUUUCAAGGUGCGUACCAGUUCCUCUCCAACUUCUUCUGGUCCCCGCUGAACUUCGAGGGCCUACGGUACCCCUCCGUGGAGCACGCAUUCCAGGCCGCCAAGUUGCGCGAAAACACGCAGCGCCUGGCUUGGGGCUUCACGGAAUCCAUCAGCUUUGGACAGGCGAAGCGCUUGGGACGCCAGGUUCCUCUGAGGGAGGAUUGGAAGGAGAUUCAGGGAAGAGGUCAUGGCCAGCUGCCUCCCGCGCCAAGUUUGAAGACCCCACGUUGCGCAAGCAGCUGCUCUCGACUGGGAUGA
This is a messenger RNA of Symbiodinium natans, 420 nucleotides long. The record is from the annotation of a GenBank genome assembly. NCBI's taxonomy places the organism in Eukaryota, Dinophyceae, Suessiales, Symbiodiniaceae.